Molecule: messenger RNA, 3009 nt
Organism: Toxotes jaculatrix (banded archerfish)
Lineage: Eukaryota; Metazoa; Chordata; Actinopteri; Toxotidae
Gene: kcnk17
Product: potassium channel, subfamily K, member 17
Exons: 10
Coding region: 1-1782 (593 amino acids)
Biological process (GO): stabilization of membrane potential; potassium ion transmembrane transport
Cellular component (GO): membrane
Molecular function (GO): potassium ion leak channel activity
Source: RefSeq, a predicted model, not a curated record
AUGGCGAAGUUCCAGUUGGUCCGGGUCAAAGUGAGCUGGACAGCACUUUUGACUCUGGCCCACUUCACGUACCUGCUGGUUGGGGCCACAAUCUUCCAGAUCCUGGAGCGAGAGGCCGAGAGCAACAACCGCAACCACUUCCAGCUGGAGAAGCUGCAUUUCUUGGCUAAUUACACCUGCCUCGAUGGACCAGCCUUGGAGAAAUUUGUUAAGGUGAUUUUGGGUGCCUGGGAAAAGGGAGUGAAUCCCUCAGGCAACUCAACAAACCCCAGUAACUGGGAUUUUAGUAGCUCCUUCUUUUUUGCAGGCACAGUAGUCACAACCAUAGGUUACGGAAACCUCUCCCCCAGCACUGUGUCUGGUCAGGUGUUCUGCGUGUUUUACGCACUCUUUGGGAUCCCUCUGAAUCUAGCCUUCCUCAAACAGCUUGGGAAGUGUCUCACCAUCCACCUGGGCCAACUCAAGAGGGGGAUGGUCUCGGCUGCUCCGCACAAGGCUCUGGCAGUGAGUUUUUUCUUCGUCAGUGGCAGCCUGCUGUUUUUGGUCAUCCCUCCUCUGCUCUUCAGUUAUGUGGAAGGCUGGACGUUUGGUGAGGGCUUCUACUUUGCCUUCAUCACUCUCAGCACCAUUGGUUUUGGAGAUUACGUGGUGGGGACUGACCCGGGAAAGGAGUACAUCUCUCUGUACCGUAGCCUCGCAGGCAUAUGGAUCAUAUUUGGCCUCGGCUGGCUUGCUCUUAUCCUCAACGUGGGAGUCAGAAUCGUGGAGCAUGUGGUUUUCCUGACUCACCCUGGCUUUAAGAAACAAGAGAAGGAAGAGAACGUGUCAUCCAGUAAACUAGAAGACACUUGUACAGUUAGGGGAGCUGAGAUGGGAAUAAAGGAGAUGUUCAACUUGGCCCGAGUGCCCUCAAUCCUCAUGCUCGGGCUGGUUUACGUGACCUAUGUGCUCAUUGGCGGGGUGGUUUUCUGGAAGCUGGAAGGAGAUCUCGGACGGAAGGACAUCAGCCUUUUACUGCUGAACAAAAAAAAUCUGCUGAAGACGUACUCCUGUCUGAACCAAGAAGGCCUGGAGGCGGUGGCUCAGGUCGUUCAAGACGCAUCAAAGGUGGGCCUGAGUUUGAAAGGCAACAACACCAGCGAUGGCUUCUGGAAAUUCACCAGCUCAGCUGUGUUUGCUGCAACUGUGGUCACAACUAUAGGUUACGGGAACAUGAGUCCCAGCACCACUGCUGGGCAGAUCUUCUGCGUGUUCUUCGCACUAUUUGGUAUCCCGCUCAACAUGGUGGUGCUCAACAGGGUGGGCAAGUACAUGCUCGUUAUAGAGAGGAACAUUUCCGACUUCCUUGAGGGGAAGACGGGGCGAAAGAGGUGUACCCGUUUUUUUGUCCACUUGGUGUCUUACAUGUGUGGAGCAACUCUCUUCUUCGUCAUGCCCAUGAUGGUGUUCCAACAAUACGAGGGUUGGACCUACUCCGAGGCCAUCUACUACUGCUUCAUCACCCUCAGCACCAUCGGCUUUGGAGAUUUUGUGGCAGACAGUAAUCCAGACAAAGUAUACCCAGACUGGUACAGCGUCCUCUUGGCCUCGUGGAUCUUCUUCGGCCUGGCCUGGUUGGCCCUGAUCAUCAACCACUCCAUCGACAUCCUGGAGCGACUCAACACCCACUUCAAACAAGGCAGACAAAAGCAGGAGGAAGAGUCUGGCAGCGCAGAAGGUGAAAACCCUGACACACAGGUGGAGGAGGCAGAUGAGGUCAAGAGGCCUCCAAUAACUCAGUGAUCUAUAAAACAAGGUGGAGAGUCGACCUAUAGAAUUAUCUGUCUUCAUAUCAGGACCAUAUCAGGUAUCAAUAAUGGAAUAUGGCUAAGCCAUGGCAGUGUGUGUGUGUGUGUGUGUGUAUGUGAGAGAGAGAGUGUGUGUUGUGAGCCAGGAAAUGUUGAGCAUCUGUGAUGAUUUAAUAUGUGCCUGUGCUAUGGUUUGAUCCCUGUCUUCUUAAGUGCAGGUAAAAUAUUGACUCAUUUUUGUUGAGUCAGGUUUGUCUGUCUGUCUGUCUGUCUGUCUGUCUGUCUGUCUAUCUGUCUGUCUGUCUGUUUGUUUGACAGCACACAGCACCCGCAUGCCGUUUAGCUUCUCAGCACUGUGUUUCCCAAACUGUAAACAAGUGACACUUGUUAAUCUACCUUGUUAAAAAAAAAAAAAAAAAAGAAAACAGUCUUUUGAGAUUAGUCUAAGCAAGGACACUGGGACAACAUGUCCUUUGCCCCUGUGUAUCUGUCUCUGGGUUAGUGGUCAGUGGAAAACUGUAGUCAGUGGUGUAGGAGUUUUGCAUCAGAUACAUUAUGUGUGCAAUCAAAAUCACAGUCACUUAAAGAUACAUGCAAAUAAUGUGGUUUGUUUUGCAUAAUAUAGGAACUUAAAUGACACUUUCUGCAGCCGCCACAGAAGCUUUUUAAAAGUCCAUGACUUAUUUAGAACGUGCGUUCAGAAACACUCGAAACACAUUUGUUUAUAUUUAAUAUUAACAUAUUUGGAGGGAAAAUUGAUGGUGUUUCUCAAGUUUUUGUUGCAGGACUGUCAUGGAAGUUAAAUGGGCUAAAAAAAUCAGUCAUCUCAAGUAUUGUUCUAACAACAGUUGUUAACCACACUUUCUUUCUUUGUAUCUAAAUAAAUCAAAUGCUGGAAACUUUUACUUUAGUUUAUCAGAUUACCAGUUUAAUAUUUACCUGUUUGCUUUUAAAUAUAUGCAACAAGUUAAAACACUUUAUAUAUUAACUUUGUAAUUUUUAAAAAUCUGUUUACUUUUUUAAAUUUAUGUCCUAGAGAAUUUUUCGUAGAUCAUAGCUCAUUCGUGCCACUCAUCAGUGCUGAAAUUAGCUUUAUAUCCACUAGGUGGUGCUACUGUACCAACACUGGAGAAAAUAACCAUUCAACCCAAAGGCAAAGCAGCAAAUACACUGUACGUUGCACAACGUUGUAAUCAUAGAAACUAACUAUAUCAAUCACAUC